Molecule: messenger RNA, 1513 nt
Organism: Trifolium pratense (red clover)
Lineage: Eukaryota; Viridiplantae; Streptophyta; Magnoliopsida; Fabales; Fabaceae
Product: rust resistance kinase Lr10-like
Exons: 1
Coding region: 160-1245 (361 amino acids)
Biological process (GO): protein phosphorylation
Molecular function (GO): ATP binding; protein kinase activity
Source: RefSeq, a predicted model, not a curated record
UCAGUGCAAGUCAUGCUAAACAAAGUGCGAGACUCAAUCUCAUUAUUUCCAUGUUACAUGAUAGGUAGCCUAUUAUAAUUUUAUUUCUCCUGAUAUCAUUUCCAUUUCUUUAUAGUUUUUUUCAGCAUUGGUAAAAUUGUCCUUGGAGCUCCAUGUAUCAUGGCAUUUUUAAUAUUCAAAUGGCGACAAAAACAUUUAUCUAUGUAUGAUGGCAUCGAAAAUUUUCUACGUAGCGACAAUAGCAUCAUGCCUAUAAGAUACUCUUACAAAGACAUAAAAAAGAUAACAGAACAAUUCAAGACAAAACUAGGCAAUGGAGGUUACGGAUCUGUUUUCAAAGGACAACUUCGAAGUGGUCGUCUUGUAGCAGUCAAGUUAUUGGACAAUGGCAAGUCUAAUGGUCAAGAUUUUGUUAAUGAAGUUGCAACCAUUGGUAGGAUUCACCAUGUUAACGUGGUACAACUCAUUGGUUUUUGUGUGGAGGGUUCAAAACGUGCUCUUAUAUAUGAAUUCAUGCCGAAUGGGUCACUUGAAAAAUACAUAUUUUCUCAUACUGAAGAGAGUAAUUCCUUGAGUUGUGAAAAAUUGUAUGACAUUUCUCUUGGAGUGGCUCGAGGCAUUGAGUACUUGCAUAAUGGAUGCAAUAUGAAAAUUCUACACUUUGACAUAAAGCCUCAUAACAUCCUUCUCGAUGAAAAUUUCAAUCCAAAAGUUUCUGAUUUUGGACUAGCUAGACUUUGUCCAACCGAUAAUAGUAUUGUGUCAUUAACUGCAGUAAGAGGAACCAUUGGAUACAUGGCCCCUGAACUAUUCUACAGAAAUGUCGGCACAAUAUCUUACAAAGCCGAUGUCUAUAGUUUUGGGAUGUUGUUAAUGGAGAUGGCAAGUAGAAGGAAGAAUUUGAAUGCAUUAGCUGAGCAAUCCAGCCAAAUUUAUUUUCCUUUUUGGGUUUAUGAUCAGUUACAUGAUGGAAUAGAUGUAACAAUUGAGAAUGACACAGAUAACGAAAUGAAAUUGGCAAAGAAAAUGAUGAUUGUAGCUUUGUGGUGUAUACAGACAAAACCUAAUGACCGUCCUCCAAUGGAUAAAGUGUUGGAGAUGCUUGAAGAAGAAGAUGAGAAUUUGCAAAUUCCUAACAAGUGUUACAUUUAUGCACAAGAUGUAAGAGCUGAGGAUGUUACUGAUAAUACUGCUAGCAGUUCAUGGUCUUCCUCUUGUACAUCAAUAACUUAUUCCAAGGAAUAAAAAGUGUUGGAUAUAUAUAUGUAUUUUCUUAAUGGAUAUUCUCAUAUUCAUAAAAAUAAAAAUGAAUAUUUUCUUUAUUUGCUUGUUAAUAGAUUUCUUCAACCUGAAGUAAGGAUAUGUGAAGGAAUAAUGAUGAUGAAGACGGAUGAGGAUUGCAAUGGUGAUGAUGGUUGUUGUAGUUAGAAAAAAAAGCUGAAAAUAUAGAUUUAUUUUUUGUGAUCAACCAGUAAUGUGGCUUAAUUACAUUUGAAAAAGAUUUCCACAGUUU